This is a messenger RNA of Rotaria socialis, 4848 nucleotides long. NCBI's taxonomy places the organism in Eukaryota, Metazoa, Rotifera, Eurotatoria, Philodinida, Philodinidae. The record is from the annotation of a GenBank genome assembly.
AUGACGACUCAAAAUGAAAACGGUAGUAUUAGUGAAAUUAAUGGAAACAAUCUUACGAUAGCAGUGAUAAAAAAAUCAUCAAGUAGCGAAUAUGAAAAAAAUCAGGAAGAAUCAAUUAUCAUUGAUGAAAACGAAGAAAAGCAUAUUUCAACGCAUGGGACUGAAGAGAAAAAUAAUAUUAAUGAUGAUACUGAAAUAAAUUCUAAUUCAAUAACAAAAGUAAAUAUUAAUGAAGAACAAGAACAAGAACAACAAAAAGAAGAAACAACACCAGUAAAUAAUCAUGAAGAUGAUAAUCGACCGAAAAGAUCAUUUAAUUCGAAAUACAAAUACUCAUCAAUGCCAUAUCAUCGAGCGCCGUGUUAUAUGAAUGGUCAUCCGUAUGGGCCAGCGCCCUAUUAUUAUUAUCAAGUAGCACCUAUCACCGAAAAACCACCACCAUUAAUGAUCAUACCAACUCAACCACCAUCAACAACAACAACGGCAGUAUCAUCAACAUCACCAACAAUGACGACGACGACGACGACGACGGCGACAAUAACAACAACAGAUAAUCAAACUAGCAAUUCAACCACAGCAUCUUCUCAAAAUUUACGUUCUCGUUCGAGGCAAACAUCAGCAAAUGAAAAUGAUUCAAAUUCACAACAAUCAUCAUCUCAAAUAUCAACAACGACAGGUUCACAACCGACAACGAAUGGUCGUCGUCAUCGAAGUAUUUUACCACGUGGUAGUUGUAAUUAUUAUUCUCACCAUCCACCACCACCCUUAAUGGCAACACCACCGGGUGUUCUUUUUCCAUAUCCACCAACAUUUCAUCAGCCAGGUCAUGUUGCAUAUAACAUUCGAACACCUGAUGAAUUUGAAUUACUUGCUUUUCAACAACAAGUAAUGAAUCUACCACCAUCGCUUAAUUGGCCAUUAGAAGCAGGAUAUCCUCCAUAUCUACCAUAUUCAAUAUAUGAUCAAUCUGCAUACAUGUACAAUAAUUCACUAACAAUGAAUUCAAAUAGUUCAUUACUUAAUCCCGAAGCUGCUGAAUGGGUACCGCCAAUAACUGAUAAUGAUGUCUCAUCAUCAGAUAAUAAUAUUUUAAUUGAUGAUGAAAUUAAUUUUCCACCACUGAAUAACAAUCGUGUAGAAGAAAAUAAUUCUGAACCACACAUUCAAGUAGAUGCUGUACUAGAAAGAGAAUCAACAAACAAUACAGAAGAUAAAACAACUAUAACAUCUUCAAAAACUGAUACAACGAUAACUAAUUCAUCAUCUAGUCAAGAUGAUACUAAAAGUAUAUUAUCAUCAUCAUCUAAAUCAACAACAAUAUCAUAUUCAAAUGUUAUUCUUCAAGCAUUAGAUGCUAAUAAACCAAAUAAAACUACAAAUGCUAAUACUAAUAAUCAAAAUCAAAAUCAAAAUCAACGCCGACAACAACAGUCAACAAAUCAAGUACAUGUUCAAUUACCACCAAGAGAUCGAACAAAUAAACAACUGAAGCCACAAGUUCCUAUUACUAAAGAUAUACCAGCUCGUCGCCGCCCGACUACGUUAAAUCGAAAUAAUUUUCAUGGAAUACGAAAUCCACCUUCAACAGAAAUAACAAAACCACAGCAACAUAUAACUGAUGAUUGGAUUGAAGUUAAAUCGAAAAAAACAAAAAAAUUUGACCGUUCAAUAACCGAUAUACAAUAUGAAAAUUCAACAAAUAUAUCUCAAAAAUCAUUGUCAGAUCAACAUCUUACUAAAACAUUAUCACCGCCAUCAUCAUUAUCAUCAAUAAGUGAUAAUGCCAUGGGAACUUUUACAUCAGAAGAAGACGAUGACAAAGAUGAUUUAAUUACUGUAUCAGAUAACAAACCUAUUAUCGUCGAUGAAAAUGAAAUUAGAACAACGACAACAAAAGAUUGCAAUCAAAUUAUCAUUGAUGAUAUACAUAGGAGACUUGAUAAUGGUGAAAAAUUAUUGAUUCUAAUGAGAGGAUGUCCCGGUUCGGGCAAAUCAACACUAGCUAAAUCUUUAAAUAAUGGUUAUAAUGGUCAAAUUUUCUCAACAGAUGAAUAUCGAUUGGAUUUAACAAAAGUUGACACUGUUCAUCUUGGUACUCAUGAAUUAGGUGAACUUUCCAACAUAAAUUUUUAUAUAUUUAAACGACAGGUAUUUGUUUUAUUUUUAGCGUCUGAUACAUUACGAAAAAAAAUCUCUCCAAUUAUUAUUGAUAAUACAAAUUCAACAUUAUUGGAAAUGAAACCAUAUGCAGCAAUGGGAAGAGAAGCUGGUUAUGGUAUUAUUCUUGUAGAACCUCAAACACCUUGGCGUUAUAAAGCUCGUGAAUUAGCCAAACGAAAUCUUCAUAAUAUACCAUUACGACGUAUUAAAGAAAUGUUAAAUAAUUUUGAGCAAAAUGUAACCGUUGAAAGUCUAGUUGGUCAAACAAAACCUAAUCUAUUUGUACCAUCUCAAGCACAAAAUAUUCUUGAACAAAAUGGAAUCGAUCAUGAAUCAAUAGAUCCAAUACUAACAUCAAAAAAAUCCUACAAUAUAAUUGAUGAUUCAAAUAUUCUUAAUGAUGUUCGUCUCUGUAUAAAUGAUAUGAUCUUAUUUUUAACAUCAACUUUUUAUCAAACAUCGCAAUCAUCAUCAUCAUCAUUGUCUUUAUCGUUUCCCGAUUUAUCAUUGAUACAAACAUCAUCAUCAUCGCCAACAACACCGACAACACCUUAUUCAUUAUUUCAUCGUUCUCUAUCGCGUUUUUCAUCAACAACGAGUAGUCAAGAUCAUUCAUUUACUAAUGAACAUCUUUUACGUUUGCCAUCAACAGUAUUUCCACGUUGUAUCGAAAAAUUGACUCCACCGUCAUCCACCAAUUCAAGUAUUAUUGGAAAAAAGCGACGUAAAAAUAAAAAUAAACAGCAACAACAUCAGCGUCAGCAAUCAAAUGAAAUUCUACUUAACACAAAUAAUAAUAAUAAUAGUUACUGUAAUACUAUGAAUGAAGGUGAUAAUUAUUUACAACAAUCAACAUAUAGUGUUAUUCUUCCAGAGGAUGAUGCUGGUUUUGUUAUUAUUGAUGAACAAAAUGACGAUGAUUGUUGCGAUAAUUUUAUUGAAAAUUUCGACCAACAGAGAAAUUUUCAAAGGAAUCAUUCAUCAGUGAAUCAUAAUAACAAGAGCUCCAGUAAUAAUAAAAACGAUGAAUUGUCAAAUGUAAUUCAUAAUGAAUUAACACAACCAUCUAUAUUAACUGAUCAAAAUCCAUUCAGAAUUAUGAAUCAUAUUGCUUUACAAUGUUCAUCAGAUGAUUUCAAUCAGGAAGCAGCUUUGUCCGAUCGAAUUUUAAUUGGUCAUCUAUUAACUGAACAAUCAACACUAUCACCACCUAUUUCACCACCAGCAGGUUACAUUGAAUGUGGUACACAAGUUGAUUUAAAUGAAAAUAAUAUCUAUUCAUUAUCACAUAUGAUUGAAUUGUAUUCUGAUCGAUUAUCACCUCCACUUGUCAAACAAUUCUAUGAUCUUUGUAAUGGCGACAUUUCAUCGACGCGACUACAAAUUGAAGAGUAUCUUAAACAUAAUCAUGAAAUAUCGACUAUUCCAACACUUCGACAAUUAAGUUUAAAUGCUUUAAAUCAAUGGAAUGAAGAAUUAAGACAUUCAAAUCCAUCAUUUGAUACAAUUUCAAUCGGCGAUCUACUCCAAGAUAUUAAUGAUGAUGAUGUAUAUGAAGAAUUAAUAUUAGACAAUGAAACAAAUGAUAAUUCGAUACAAUUUACUGAUACAAAUCAAAUGAAACUGCCAGAAUCAAUAAUAAAUUUUUUACAAGAACUUUAUGGUGAAUUGCCAAUACAAUCAUCUGAUCGUGCUAAUGGUUUAUCUUUACCAUUAGAUGAUGAUCUAUCAAUGAAUCUUUAUCAAGCUUUACAAAGAUUUUUAGGUAUACCAAAUAAAAUAAAUAAACCGGUGAACUACAAGAGAUUAAUUAAAGAGAAUGAAAAAUUAAAUAAACAACGUUGGAAUUUCCCGACACAACAGGAAUCAAAUGUCAGUUCAAAUAAGAAAACAAGUGGUCCAUCAUUAAAAGAAAUUAUGAAUGAAGAACUUAAUUAUAUUAAUACAAAGAAAGCAGUACAGAAACCUCAACUUAACUUCGCUAGUCAACAUAAAUUAAAAGAAUUAAAACAUAAUUUUCCAAGUCUUACCGAUGAUUUCAUUUAUGAAAUGUUUUGUGAAAAUGAAUCCGAUUAUAAUUUAACAUUAGUUUGCAUAUCAUCACUGCUCGAUGAAAAUGUUUCAAUAAGUAUGCCUAAAAAAUCUCCAUCAUUAUCAGCAUUAUCAGCAACAACACCAACAUCUAAUUAUCGUUCUACUGCAACAACGACUGAAACAAUUCAUGAAUCUUACGAAACUUUACGCCGUGAUGCCCGUUUUCAUGCUUCAAAACGUAAAGAGUGUUUCAAUAAAGCUGAUCAAGCAAAUCGUCAUGGAAUGAUCGGUGUUGCAUCGUAUUAUAUAAAUCAAGCUCGUGAACAAGCUCGACUUAUGAAAGAUGCAAAUCGCACAGCAAGUGAACACUUAUCUAGAACACGGCUUGUUAAAUUUCGACAAACACAUCAACUUGAUCUUCAUGAAUUAUAUCCAGAUGAAGCACUUCAUUUAUUUAAACUAGCUGAAGAAGAAUUAAAUGGAGGAAAUAGACGGGCAACACCAAAAUCAAUUGAAGUUAUAACUGGCUAUGGGAAACAUUCAGCUUAUGGAGGUGGCUGUGGGAAAAUACGUUCUACUAUUCUUGCUUAUUUACGGCAAAAAAAAUACAAAUAUUAUGAAUCCAACAAAGGCGCUAUUGUAGUGCAAUUUUAA